This is a messenger RNA of Anguilla rostrata (American eel), 1615 nucleotides long. Its product is annotated as adenosine receptor A2a-like. The transcript has a single exon. Gene Ontology annotation, cellular component: plasma membrane. The coding region runs from base 620 to 1615 and encodes 331 amino acids. Gene Ontology annotation, molecular function: G protein-coupled adenosine receptor activity. Lineage: Eukaryota; Metazoa; Chordata; Actinopteri; Anguilliformes; Anguillidae. Gene Ontology annotation, biological process: G protein-coupled adenosine receptor signaling pathway; vasodilation; adenylate cyclase-activating G protein-coupled receptor signaling pathway. The record is from RefSeq and is a predicted model, not a curated record.
AAACAGGUUAACAUUAGCAAGCGUUCAGUUUAAAGGUUAAAUUUUACCUUGGUUAUCACCACUGUACACAGCCAGUGCUACAUUUCCCUUGCCUCAAGCCCCUAUAUUGAAAAACACUGCAAGUCAUUAUGACUUAUGACAAGCUUGAUGGGAAUCAUAUUACAAAGCAAACUUGCCAGGCAAGACAGAAUUAUAAAAGGUUUCAUUUUACGAUGUACAAAACAAGAUAAAUUUAGUAUAUACAAACCGGUACCAAACGCAAUUCUUUUUUUCCCCUUAGGAUCAACAGGGUUCUGGGGAUUUCUACUUUGGUCCCCAUGAAAUGAAAAUGAAAUUAAGUUAUCAACUCAGGAGGCUGCCAAAUAAGCUUGUAAUAUGCAUUUAUAAUGGUCAAAUGCAGGAAUGCAAUGCUCAAGCUUUAGUAAUGGUCAAAUCUCAUUUUUUACGGUUACUGGAACCAGUAACCGUAAUAUGAAUUAUUUUAAAGUGGAAACUCAAGCUUAAAGUGGAGUUUAAAGUGGCCUCCAUCUCAGACAAGUUACUGAGCUCAGCCUGUUAGCAUUUACUGUUAGCAGUAAUUCUGCUGCUCUGUUAUAGGCGACACGAAGAGGGGACAGAAAUGAACGGCACUCAUAACGCCACGUUGCUGACCACGCCCCCUGACCUGGUGCUCUCCAUCAAUAUGCCCUACAUGGUGGCCGAGCUGGUGAUCGCCGCCCUCUCCACCGUGGGCAACCUGCUGGUCUGCCUGGCCGUGGGGCUCAACAGGAAGAUGCACACCGUCACAAACUACUUCCUGGUGUCGCUGGCCGUGGCGGACGCGUGCGUGGGCGGGGUGGCCAUCCCUUGCGCCAUCCUGACGGACAUGGGCAUCCCCCGGCACAACCUGUACCCGUGUUUGCUUAUGCUGUCCGUGCUCAUCAUGCUCACUGAGAGCUCCAUCUUCAGCCUGCUGGCCGUGGCUGUGGAUCGCUACCUCGCCAUCUUCCUGCCCUUCCGCUACCCUACCCUGAUGACGCCCCGCAACGCCCUCCUGGUCAUCCUGGUCACCUGGGUCCUGUCCUUCCUCAUUGGCCUAGUGCCGCUCAUGGGCUGGCACAAGACCCCGCCCGAGUCCGGCUACUGCUUCUUCGUCUUUGUGGUGGACAUGACCUACAUGGUCUACUUCAACUUCUUCGGCUGCGUGCUGGCGCCGCUGGUGAUCAUGUUCCUGAUCUACGCGCGGAUCUUCGCCACGGUGAAGCGGCAGGCCAGGCGGAUCGCGGCCGAGCGGGGGCAGGGGGAGGCGCAAGCCCGACGCGCCGCCAGCAUGCGCACCGAGGCCAAGACCGCCGCCUCGCUCUUCCUGGUGCUCUUCCUCUUCACCGUCUGCUGGAUCCCACUGCACAUCAUCAACUGCUUCCUGCUGCUGUGUCCGAGCUGUCCCGUGCCCCUCCCCCUCCUGCUGACCGCCAUCAUCCUCUCCCACGCCAACUCCGCCGUCAACCCCUUCCUCUACGCCUACAAGAUGAAGUCCUUCCGGCGCUCUUUCAAGGCCAUCUUCCUCUGCUGUAGGGUUGAGAUGGACCAGGACGACAGGAUAGAAGAUGGGGACACAACCACCCACAAGUCCUGA